Messenger RNA from Diaporthe batatas, 2055 nucleotides. RefSeq lists its product as uncharacterized. Lineage: Eukaryota; Fungi; Ascomycota; Sordariomycetes; Diaporthales; Diaporthaceae. The transcript has 5 exons. The record is from RefSeq and is a predicted model, not a curated record. Bases 1 to 1803 code for a protein of 600 amino acids.
AUGGGGGCCUUUCAGCUUCCCGACAGCGUCUUGGGCGAUGCUAUCGGAUGCCUCGUCUACUCCUUUGUGUGUCUGAUAGCCAACAACAUCCUGACUUACAUCGCCUUCAUCGCAUACUUCACCCUCCUCGCCACCUACUCCAGCAUCAUCCAGCAGCUGUACGACUACAUCUUCUGGAGGGAUCUCAUGGUUGCCCAGUACUACUAUGGUAAGGACCACGCCGACGACGCUGAGGUCCAAUAUCAGAAGGGCAUCUUUGGUCUAAAGCUGGUUCUUUCAUACAUCCGUAUUUCCUUUUCCUUGACGGCAACCGUCUAUGGCUGGUGGGCAAAGAAGCCGAAAGCCCUACGGGUGUUAUCCAUCACGGGUCGGAUCGUCCCAAUCGUCCUGGCAGUGAUCAUGACCGUACUGCUUCAGCUUGAUUUCAUUCACAAAAACUUCAUGGUUUACAUGGUCGUGGCGAAUGCGCAAUUUCUGCUCAGCCUGGUCGGCGCGUGCAUCUUUCUGCUCAUGAUCCUCUUCAAGUAUGUGCAGACGCGCCAUCAGCUCAACACAUGGGGAGGGAUUCAGUACGGAAAGGGGGACGCAUCAACCGGGACAUCGGGCAAGAGAAGCUUCCGCAGCAGGGCCAACUCAAACAAGUCCCGAUCACCAAACGGCUCGUUCGAUAAUUGGCUCGUCAUUCGCCUCUCAAUAGCAUUCGUGAUGCUCUGCGUCUUCGAGUACACGAACGUCGGUCCGAGGCUCUCGGCAAGAGGCCACGUCGUAGAGAGCGCAUACAAGCCCGAGCCCGACACAUCACACAGGCGAGCACUCGCCAGCGUCAGGGGCUACCUUUCAGGGGUAUCCCCCAGCCUCCUCGCCUUCAUAGUCUUCGGCACCACCAAGACAUUCCAGAAGAAGAUGUACAAGACAUUUGUCCCCAAGUUCCUCCGCAGGGGCCACAACGUACCCGACGACGACGACGACAUGUUCAGGUGCAGGGCCCCCUCCCACCUCCCCCUGUCCAACUACAGCAGCACCAUCCGCGGCUCCUCGUCCGCGAUGCUGCCGCCGCCGCACCCGCCCCCGCUCAGCACGGCCGACACGUACGCCAACUCGCCACGCUCCCUCUCCCUCUCGGGCAGCAGCCCCUCAUCAGUGUGGAAGCCCGAGCCCGCGGCGCUCCUCUCCACCAUCCCCGACGAGCCCGACGACGACCCCAUAGCCGUAGACCCGCGCCUCCCGCGCCGCAGCCAGAUCGGCAUGGCCCUGCCGUCGCCGCCGCCCAAUUGGCAACACGCCCACACCACCAACCCGGGCAGCCCGGGCAGCCCAGGGGGCCCGUACUCCCCCAGGACCCCCGUGUCCGUCUACUCCACCUACCAGGCCCGGAACCAACACACCCACACCGGCAUGAACGAGAGCGCCCCCGGCACGCCCACGCUGACGGCCGACCACCACCACCACGCGCGCCACCACAGCUUCUCCCGCCCCACGAGCCGGUCCGUUGAUCACGGUGCGGGCGGGGCAGGCGCAGGCGGGCCGUGGACCCCGAGGCUGGGCCGGGGCCGCAGCCGCAGCCGGAGCCGGUCGGGGCGGGACGCGUCGCAUGACAGCAGUUCCAGCCGCGUGCCGAUAUCGCGGUUCAAUGGUGGUGUCGGGAGGAGCAGCAGCAGGGCCAGCACCGGUGCUGGUGCUGGCGGUCUGGACCUGAUCAUGGACAUGGACGACGGGGCGAGCAGCGCGGGCGUGUCCAUGACUACGAUCUGGAGCGACGCGGCGCCGCUGCCGCGGCGGGGGAGUCGGCAUAGUCGGGUGUAGCGGGGCCUGGGCCUGGGGUGUGUAUAAGUAAAUAAUGGGCCUGAAGCUGCUCAGGUGCUUGGGUUUGGGACCUCGCUGGGAGUGAGGAAAGGAAAGGAAAGGCUUUGGUCGAGCUGGGAAACGGAUUCAUACCCCCUUUUUUUUUAUUAGUUAAGUUAGACGUACAGAACGUCAAAUGCACGCUGAGAUGCUCUCUUUGGUGUAUGCAUGACAGAGACGGAUAUAGUGCUGAAUUGUAAUGAUAAUUGUUUA